AUGAAUUUGGAAGAGUAAAUGAUUCUAGAGAGAUUAAAACUUAAUAAGAAAAUAGAAGAGCGUUAUAAUAUAGUCAUGUAGUAAAUAUAAUAAAAGAGCCAUUAAGAAAUUGAAUUAAUUAAACGUGAAUUAGAAAACAUGAAAUGCAUGAGUGAUGUGUAUGAGUAAAAAUUUAUUGAAAUGGAAGAGUAAAUAAAAAAAUAGCAAUCUAUCAUUUAAAAUGUUGAAGAAAAGAAUGCUGAAUUGCUUAUACAAAAUUUUUAACUCUAAAAGGAAAUUUAAUUGAAGGAUGAAAUACUAUUUAAGAAUGUAAAGGAAUGCCUAAAUUUGCAAUCUAAUUAAAAGAGAAAUCAAACCAAAGGAACUCUUUAUUUUAAAUAAAAAGUAAAAGAGAAAUAAAGAAUAAAAAAACUAAAAUAACUAAAGGAAGAAUAAAAAAUACUUAAAGAUCGUAAUCAAUAUUUAGAAUAAUUGAUUGAAUAACAAUUGCCUCCAGACUAAGUAUUGGAGUAUUUAUCAAAAAAAUGUAAAGUGUUGUAGAAAUAGUUUGAUGAAUUAAAUUAUAAAUAUAUUUUAAAGAAAUGA
Paramecium pentaurelia is the source of this 585-nucleotide messenger RNA. The record is from the annotation of a GenBank genome assembly. NCBI's taxonomy places the organism in Eukaryota, Ciliophora, Oligohymenophorea, Peniculida, Parameciidae.